UCAAAAAAUGGUUGAAGUAAACUUUUUUUAUCCCUCAGAAUUCCAAGCCGUUUUUACAAAUCUCAAUGCCACUGGAAGAUAUGGUCCAACGACGCUGGGCAGUCACUACACAGGUCAGGACCAUGACGGACAAGUUACACUGUCCAGCGGUAUUCAACAAUGGACUGUGCCGUACGCUGGUGACUACAGAAUAGAAGCCAUCGGAGCAGCAGGAGGAUACGAUCCAACUCCCAACAGUGCUCAGUACCGAGGAAGAGGAGCAAUUAUGAUCGGAACAUUUCGGCUAAACAAGGGUGAAGUCAUACAAAUAAUUGUUGGUCAAGAAGGAGGAAUAAAUAAGCUGAGGUGGUCCUCUGGAGGUGGUGGAGGUACAUUUGUAGUGAGAGGAGCCAAUGCACCUUUGAUUAUAGCUGGAGGCGGGGGAGGUUUACAAAGUGUUAAUUCAAGACAUGGAGGAUGUGACGCCAGCACACAAACAACAGGGAAUCCUGGAUACCAAUCAUGGUCAGGGGGAAGCAAUGGACAUGGUGCACAGACGGCUGGUGAUGGCGUUUCAGGUAAAAAUAUAUUGUGAUGUUUUCUUACUCUUCAUGGCCUUAGCAGCAACUUAAUCAGGUUGUAAGUUCCUGGUCUCUAUGCAAGACUAGUGCUGAUAACGUGGCAAUGUCAUUAUCAAUCUAGUUUCUGACUGAGCAUGAAAAGAUAGAUCACAGUUUUCACUCAGUGUCCUUCUGGGCAUCUUUACCUUGACAUUCUUUAGAGUAUCACUUCCUCUGAUAUUUCAACAUUUUAAAAACCCAGAAGAAAUUAUGAAAUUCUGCCUUAACCACAGAAUUGAACAUUAUUAUACAUUAAAUUAUCAAAUAGCCUGAGUUGGUAUCUUGGGAGUCUUUGGACCAAAUGUUAUGGCAACCAUGGUAAAGUUUACAUGCCAUAUUAAUUCGUUCAAAGAAGGCACGCUCGCAAAAAAAAAAAAAAAAAAAAAA
Messenger RNA from Pocillopora damicornis (cauliflower coral), 986 nucleotides. RefSeq lists its product as uncharacterized. NCBI's taxonomy places the organism in Eukaryota, Metazoa, Cnidaria, Anthozoa, Scleractinia, Pocilloporidae. Gene Ontology annotation, molecular function: calcium ion binding. The record is from RefSeq and is a predicted model, not a curated record.